Messenger RNA from Zootoca vivipara (common lizard), 1550 nucleotides. RefSeq lists its product as uncharacterized. NCBI's taxonomy places the organism in Eukaryota, Metazoa, Chordata, Lepidosauria, Squamata, Lacertidae. Gene Ontology annotation, cellular component: cytoplasm. The record is from RefSeq and is a predicted model, not a curated record. Gene Ontology annotation, molecular function: oxidoreductase activity.
CGUGAUGGCUACAGUGUUUCUGUGGUGAUCCUGGCAAAAUCAGGGCAGUUGGAGGGUAUGGAACUGGGUGUCAGAAUUAGCUAUCCUUGGGUGCCACUGUGUUUUCUUAGGCAUGGACCAAUAAAUGACUGCUGUCUCUGCCCUGCCAGCCUCCCUUCCCCAACAGGCAACAAGACUUGUUAAUCUGCUCCUGCCUGCUAGUAAAAACCCCAGCUUCUCUUCCUUUCUCCUCUGCAUGAAGUCACUUGCCCGACACUGGAUUUUUGCCAAAUGCAGAGCACACUCUGAUAGUAGCAUUGCUGGAGAAACUGAGGGCGGGAGUUAGCACUGGAGCUGAGCAGACAAAGGGCAUUUUCAAUCAAGCGCAGGCUGGGAAGAGAGAUGGCUGGGCUGAAUGCACGCAGUGUCCUGGUGACUGGGUCCAAUCGGGGUAUUGGCUUUGAGCUGGUGAGGCAGCUGGUUGGGAAAAGCAACCGGCCAGAAUGGAUCUUUGCCACCUGCCGGGAACCAGAGGGACCACGUGCCCAGGUCUUGAAGGAUUUGGCUGCCAAGCACCAGGGAGUGGAGAUCAUCCCACUGGACAUUUCUGAGCCCUCUAGUGUCAAGGAUGCUGCAACCAGAGUCACUGAACGGCUUAAAGGGGUCGGGCUGACGCUUCUGAUAAACAAUGCUGGAAUUGCAAGGGUAAAAGCUAUGGAAGCUGAGACGCCGGAAGACAUGUCUGAAGUGUAUAAGACCAAUGUGAUUGGGCCCAUGAUGGUGGUCCAGGCAUUCCUGCCCUUGCUGAGGAAAGCAUCUCUGGAAAGCCCCCAGAAUGGGAUGAGCUGCAGCAAAGCUGCCAUUGUCAACAUCUCUAGUGAAGCUGGCUCCAUCACAAAUCCCUUCCUGUGGGAGCAGGCACAUGUUGUCAAUUACCGCUGCAGCAAGGCUGCUCUGAAUAUGCUGACGCGAUGCCAGUCCCUGGGAUAUGCCAAUGACAAAAUCCUGUGCAUUGCACUGCAUCCUGGGUUUGUGCAGACAGACAUGACAGGUGGAGGGUUACUCACAGUGAAUGAGAGUGUGCAAAGCAUCCUGAAGACCCUUUCCCAUCUCUCGGAGAAAGACACUGGGACUUUUGUGAAUUGGCAGGGGGAUGUACUUCCUUGGUGAACCCAAGCUAUUUAGCUACCUGAUGUGGAGUAGCAAAGUGCCUCAGGGUGCACAGUCCCAAAAUGGGUCACAUUAUUUUGACACCAGAGGCAGAAACACACACAAGCUCCCCUCUGUCUCCCCCAGCAGUAAUAAAUUACAGAACUAUGAAAUACACCUAAUUUGAUACAGUCAGAGGUGGGACAAUGCAUUUUGUUGCAUGUGACAGACCCCCAUUGAUUUUAUUUUAUUUUAUAAAUAAUGUUUUAUUUGGUUUGUAACAAUAUAGCAACAUUCAACAAUGCAUGACACCAAUACAUUCUCAAUCUAAUAACAGAGAAUAGAAAACUAAAGGGCGGAAAAGGGGAGCAAGAUAAAGGAUCCGUCAGUUGAAAAUCAUACAUUUCUUAUAUAUAUUAGUU